CGGUGAUCACAGUUUUAGACCCAUGUUUACUGGGGCUAAAAUUGUAGUUUUUAUUCGCCAUGGCCGAAGGAUCGUAUUAUGACUACCAGGGAGGGAUAGAUCAGGGUGCAAUUCCCCAAAUUUCGAACUUUACCGGUCGUCCAGAAACAGCAAAUUAUGACCCUGUUGGUCACAGCAAAGCUGGUCCUGGAUUCUACACAGAGCAGUUCCCCGGAGUGUCUGGGAGCCUUAAUGGACCUGAGGGGAUGAUCAGUGCCUCAGACAUGGCUGGUGUGUCGGGUCAGGACAUGAGUAUGGCGCAGUUGAUGAUGCCACCAUCUGCAGCUGAAGCUAUGUACGAGGCCCAUAUGAGGGGCUAUGCCAUAAAGAGUGAAAAGGGAAUGCCUCCCACCCCACCAGGUAGCCCUGACGAUCCUAAGGUAUUGCCCCCAAUGGGUGGUCCUCAGCACAGCCAUCAUCAACUCGCCCACAGCCAGCACGCACAAGCCUCCCUGAUGGGUCAUCACCCCCCAUCGGGGCACCACUCGGCCCCUGACCAACAGUCCCAGCUUGGCUCCGUCUCCCAGGCCGCCAUGUCAGCCAUGCAGCAGCACUACCUGGCUAAACCUGUGCCAAUGAGACGGCUGUCCGAAAAGAGGAUAGCACAGGCCAGGGCCUGUAUCAACUCCGUCACAUCGGCCAUGAUUGCCUCUGAUCCCCUGGGAGAUUCCGCUUACUCUGCACCUAACCCAGCCUUGGCCAGGGCUUUGGCCACCGUCCAGCAUAGCCAGAAACGACCCAGAAGCGAAAAGAAGCCAAUCCCUAAUGAAUCCAAAGAUGACAAAUACUUUGAACGCAGAAAACGAAACAAUAACGCUGCCAAGAAAUCCAGAGAUGCGCGCAAAUCACGUGAAGAUGAAAUUGCAAUCCGUGCCAGCUAUCUUGAGAAGGAGAAUGCUGUAUUGAGAGCUCAAGUGGCCACACUGCGAGAAGAGGCGAACACACUACGUCAAAUGCUCUUACAGAAGCGCUCUCGGCCUUGAAAAACAUGCAUGGUGUGCAGAGUUUAUGAACAGUCGCCUCUUUACAGCCAGACUGGACUGCCUUAUACUGGCUCAUAUCUCAGGGGUUUUCAAUAUUUGUUGUUGGUAUACAUGUUGUUUGAAUCAAAUAUUUUCAUUCGUUAACUUACACUUUGCUGACCUGCUCUGUACAGGUAUUGUUAUGUUUACAGUCUGUAGGUGAAAUACUCAAGAAGAAGACUUAGAAAUGUUCUUAUCUGCAUAGGUUUUUGCACAGUGACGCCUGACUUUCAUUACUUAUGAAUGUUUGAAGUGUUUGUCAUCUCAGUGUCAUAUAAUCACUAAUGAUUUGGAUCUGAAAGUAAUAUAUUAGUUCAGUAAAUAUAGAAUACGCCAAGAGA
This is a messenger RNA of Liolophura sinensis, 1402 nucleotides long. Its product is annotated as transcription factor VBP-like. Gene Ontology annotation, molecular function: DNA-binding transcription factor activity, RNA polymerase II-specific; RNA polymerase II cis-regulatory region sequence-specific DNA binding. Gene Ontology annotation, cellular component: nucleus. NCBI's taxonomy places the organism in Eukaryota, Metazoa, Mollusca, Polyplacophora, Chitonida, Chitonidae. The transcript has 4 exons. Gene Ontology annotation, biological process: regulation of transcription by RNA polymerase II. Bases 60 to 1022 code for a protein of 320 amino acids. The record is from RefSeq and is a predicted model, not a curated record.